AGCGUGCCUCGGGUUCCGGGCCGCUCGGAGAACGAUGGUUUUCCGGCGACUGCUGGCGGCCUUGCUGCACAACCCGCAGCUGGUGGAGCGGCUGUCCGAGUCGCGGCCCAUCCGGCGGGCGGCGCAACUCACAGCCUUCGCGCUGCUACAGCUGCAACUGCGCGGCCGCGAUGCAGCCCGCCGUCUGCGCGCCCUCGCGGAUCAGCCCCCGGGUUCCCUGGGUCGCCGCGCCGCGAGGUUCAAGGACACUUUCACCGAGGAAUUCCGCCGCGGCGUCCAGGACCGUCCAGGGCAGCAGAAGGGUCCGGGCGCCAAAGCGUAAGCACGGACUGGACUCCCACGGGCCGAGGUCACGAACCCUCCUCCCUCCAGUGAUCUACACCGACCUCAGCAUUCGCGAGUCAUCUCCAGGACGCUACGCUGCUUGGAAUCCUAACUCGGAUUGUCCUACCGAUAAAGUCAAAUGGACAUGUGCCCGGUAGUCCUACAGACGUGAAGACCUCGGAGCCCACUAGUGAUAAAAGAGUCUAGGCCAUAAGAUAGCACGAACGACUGAGAGCCAUGGGCAACCAACCAGAAAGCAAGCCUGCCUUCUGCAAGCAGGUCUGAAGCUGAGUAAAUGCUGCUGCGUCUGCACUGGUGCAGGAGAAUACCAGGGAAACUUGUAAAUGGAAUGACAACCCCGAGGUUGCUAAAGCCUUUCAUUAAAUGUGUAAGCGGA
Mastomys coucha (southern multimammate mouse) is the source of this 721-nucleotide messenger RNA. It is a transcript of the gene Ncbp2as2, whose product is annotated as NCBP2 antisense 2 (head to head). NCBI's taxonomy places the organism in Eukaryota, Metazoa, Chordata, Mammalia, Rodentia, Muridae. The record is from RefSeq and is a predicted model, not a curated record. The coding region runs from base 35 to 322 and encodes 95 amino acids. The transcript has a single exon.